CUCUGGAGUAGUGGCCGCCGCUUUGAACUUGCCUUUAGUCUGACUCAACGAACCGAGUCUUGAUAAGACUAUAAGAUGCACUAAAACUUAAAAUGGGCGCAAUCACUCCAGAGACGCCACCAGUCGAACAGUACUCGACACUCGUUUCUCUUUUGCAUCGCGGCUAACUGCAAGAUGCAUAAACCCUAUAGAACUUUGAGGAUUACGUAGCGCUUUACGAUUGAGGCACCGCGUAAUAUAGCUCGACUGCUUUGCGGUUCCAUGAUCGGGCGGAUUAGGCUGGUCAGGAUUUAUAUCCCCAAGAGGGGGCAGAACGAAAGUCAUUCAUCACACUCGUUCGAUCGCAUUGCUUGACAUUCGUUUCGUACUUCUAGUUUGUCUCAUUCGUUUCAGUCUUUCCUUCUAUCCUAAUCCGAGCGAUAGCCGUCAUGAGAUCUCUCCUCACAUUCAUUUGGUUGGCGGCACUUACAACCGCAAUUUCAACCUUGGAUACUGAAGAUCAACUCGAUCCAGUUCUUGAUGCCAGAUCCACGCCAGCCUUCUCCCCUAAAGCGCCAUUUCAUACGACAUCUAAUCUCAAUAAGGGACGAGUAGCCUACCAUCCGUUCUCUGAUCAUUUUUCUUCACUUCGUCACUACGCAUCACCUGGUCAUAGCCCAUCGUCUGGGCAGAACCCAUCGUCUGAUCACAACCCAUCGUCUGAUCACAACCCAUCGUCUGAUCACAACCCAUCGUCUGAUCACAACCCAUCGUCUGGGCAGAACCCGUCGUCUGACCACAACCACUCGAACGGCCAAAACACACCGUCGAAGGAGAAACAACCGUUGAAUCAUGUCAAGCCGUCGAGUUCGACUAAAAGAUCAAGCUCUACUAAGCCAACUACGUCUCCGAAGACGACUAUAUCUCGAACGACAACUACGUCAAUCAAGACAACUACCUCCACCAAGCUAUCUACCCUCCCCGGGUCGUCGGAUUCAGCCACAUCGUCAAGUUACACCGAAUUGUUGAGCUCCUUCAAAUCUACAAGCUCAAUCAAGCCAACAUCCACUUCCAGCAGUGCGAUCGCAAUCUCCACCUGUGCUGGCAAUACAGCAGACGAGCGCACAAAAUGGUGUGAUUUCAGCAUCGACACGGACUGGAACGAGGAAGCACCUAACACCGGUGUCACUCGGGAGUAUUGGCUUGACAUCACUAAUAUAACGGUCUCACCUGACGGUUAUGAGCGCAUCGCUCUUUCUGUCAAUAAUUCCAUUCCGGGACCGACUAUUGAGGCCAAUUGGGGAGACACUGUGAAGAUCCAUGUCAAGAACAGCCUCACCAACAACGGCACUACCAUGCACUGGCACGGGCUAAGGCAGAAUUAUACUGUUCAGCAAGACGGUGUUCCGUCUAUAAUUCAAUGCCCCGAUGCGCCUGGAACCACACACACAUACACCUGGCGCGCCACUCAGUACGGUACUAGCUGGUACCACUCCCACUACGCGCUUCAAGCCUGGGCGGGUGUCUUUGGACCUAUCGUGGUUCAUGGCCCUGCAACAGCCAAUUACGACAUUGACCUAGGUCCCAUCAUGGUCACAGAUUGGAGUCACAAGACAGUCGAUGCGCUCUACACGUCCGCUCAGACAGAUGGUCCACCUACUCUGGAUACUGCUCUGAUCAACGGAAAAGGCACCUUCAAUGGCACCGGUGAACGUUAUGAAAUGUCUUUCGAGCCCGGCAAGAAGCACCGCAUGAGGUUUGUCAACUCAGCCAUCGAUACGGCUUUCAAGCUUUCUCUUGAUGGCCACAACAUGACAGUUAUUGCCAUGGACUUCGUACCAGUGGUACCAUUUCAGAUCGAUGUGUUGGAUAUCACAAUGGGUCAACGCUACGACGUCAUUGUUGAGGCUAACCAGACGGCUACGGACUACUGGUUUCGAGCUAUCCCCCAAGCGUCGUGCUCCGAGAAUGACAACACUAACGAUAUCCGGGCUAUUGUACGGUACAGCAACAGUUCGACUGCAGAUCCAACAACCACAGCAUGGAACCAGACAGACGCCUGCGUUGACGUGAGCUAUUCUUCCUUGGUGCCACACGUUUCUCACACUGUGGUCAGCCCAGCACUGCAAGACACAACACUCGGCAUCACCGUCGGCAAAGAUAACAGUAGCUUGUUUAAGUGGACGAUUGGCAUGGAUAGUAUGAAGGUGAUCUGGAACAAUCCGUCACUCUUGCAGAUUGCUGAAGGCAACGCGACGUGGGAGACCGCAGAGAAUGCGUACCUGCUGCCCAACGCCAACCAAUGGGUGUACUGGGUGAUUGACACACAGCUACCAAUCCCACAUCCGAUCCAUCUGCACGGCCACGACUUUUACAUUUUGGCUCAAGCAGCAGGUGCGACAUAUAAUGCGUCUACAGUGACCCUGAAUCUGGCCAACCCGCCGCGACGAGAUGUGGCCACCCUGCCUGCAAGCGGAUAUCUGGUCAUCGCGUUCUAUACCGACAAUCCCGGAACAUGGCUGAUGCAUUGUCAUAUCGGCUGGCAUGUUGCUGAAGGACUGGCCGUACAAUUUGUAGAACGCCAGAGUGAAAUCGCUGCACUACUGGACACAGCUGAAAUCAAGUCAACAUGCGCUGCUUGGGACAAAUUCAACUCAGAUACUCUUGAUAUUGAACAGGAUGAUUCCGGGGUAUAGACGUUCGGGAUCCUCUCAUGUCUCGAGAAACUCUUAGAACUCCGGCCGCAGGAUCAAUGCGUGGUCAUAUUCUGUGACGGCGUGGGCUGCUGUAGUAUACUGAUAGCUACGGUGAACGAUAGUGUAGGACUAUCGGGUCGAUGCAUUACUGCGCUGAGUUGCUAUCUAGUAAGGAGAAGACGAAUAUAUACUGACUCUGGAACGUGCUAGUCCAGAACAGUCUAGUCUAAGCAAGGGUAGGGUCUUGUAUGGACCGACUAAUACUGCAACAUUUUCAGUCUGCACAAUGUUACAACCUCUCUUUUUCCUGAA
Messenger RNA from Macroventuria anomochaeta, 2987 nucleotides. Its product is annotated as multicopper oxidase. The coding region runs from base 429 to 2675 and encodes 748 amino acids. The record is from RefSeq and is a predicted model, not a curated record. The transcript has 5 exons. Gene Ontology annotation, molecular function: oxidoreductase activity; copper ion binding. NCBI's taxonomy places the organism in Eukaryota, Fungi, Ascomycota, Dothideomycetes, Pleosporales, Didymellaceae.